This is a messenger RNA of Wyeomyia smithii (pitcher-plant mosquito), 1658 nucleotides long. RefSeq names its product lipase 3-like. The record is from RefSeq and is a predicted model, not a curated record. Gene Ontology annotation, biological process: lipid metabolic process. Lineage: Eukaryota; Metazoa; Arthropoda; Insecta; Diptera; Culicidae. The coding region runs from base 28 to 1248 and encodes 406 amino acids. Gene Ontology annotation, molecular function: hydrolase activity, acting on ester bonds. The transcript is spliced from 3 exons.
CUAGAGGGUGUCACGAUAAGUUCGAUUAUGUUGUGGAAGACGGCGAUAGUUGGCUUUACAUUGUACAGUGUCGUUAUUGAAGCAUUUGUUGUGCAGAAGGAUUUCCAAGUUCAGUCAUCGGAUGCCAAAUUGACCACGCUGCAGCUAGCUGCCAGGUACGGCUACCGGGUGGAAGCGCAUGAAGUCGAAACCGAUGAUGGAUACCAAUUGGAGGUUCAUCGAAUCACGGGCAGCGGAUCGACGCUGUAUGACAAACGGUUACCUCCGGUCUUUUUGAUGCACGGUCUUCUGGCAUCCUCGGCGGAUUGGUUGCUGAUUGGAGCCGGCAAUGCACUUGCCUAUCAGCUGAGUGAUUUGGGAUACGAUGUCUGGUUGGGAAAUGCACGUGGCAAUCGAUACUCGAGGAAGCACAAGAAAUAUACACCCAAUAUGGAUCGGUUUUGGAACUUCUCGUGGCACGAAAUUGGAGUUUAUGAUGUACCGGCGAUGAUUGAUUGUGUGCUGAAUGUGACGGGGAAGGAGAAAUUGCAUUAUCUGGGUCAUUCCCAGGGAUCGACUACGUUUUUUGUAAUGGCUUCGAUAAGGCCGGAAUUCAAUGAUAAGAUAAUCCUAAUGCAGGCACUUGCUCCUGUUGCCUAUAUGGACUAUGUCAAGAGUCCACUGCUGAGUUACUUCGUCAGGCAUAUGGGUGUAAUUUCGACUAUCAUUGAACUAUUUGGAUUGGCAGAGUUCAAACCAAUCUCUCGAGUGACGCUAGAGCUUGCCAAAUUAGUUUGUCCAUCGUCGCAAGUUAAUACCCUGUGUACAAACAUAUUGUUUUUGUUGGCUGGAGCUGAUCCGGAACAAGUCGAUCCUCGCAUAAUUCCAAUUCUUUUGGGACACAUUCCUGCUGGAUCAUCUACAAGGCAGCUCAUGCACUAUGGCCAGGAGAUGCUGUCCGGUCAGUUCAGACAGUACGACCACGGAAAAAUAAAGAAUUGUUUCGUCUACGGACGGGCGGAACCGCCAGUAUAUAAUUUGACAGAUGUUACCGCUCCGGUUGCUCUGCAUUAUGGGGCUAACGAUUACCUGGCCCAAGAGGGUGAUGUCCAGCGGCUGGCGAAGGAAUUGCCCAACCUGGUGGAAUGUUUUCGAAUUGAGUCGGAUGCAUUUAAUCAUAUGGAUUUUUUGAUAGCCAAAGAUGUGAAUAAAUUGUUGUACGAUCGUUUGAUCAGCAACAUUGAAAAAUAUAGUAACGAGGAAGAUUAGGAGAAGAUUUUUUAAAUAAUAUUCUAAAGUACACUGACGUCUAUUUCCGGAUUUAGUGUGAAAAUGAAUUCCUAAAGACUUGAAACAUAAUGGACAACAAAUGGUGAAGAUAUUAGCAUUAACUGAUUGUAACGAAAAUGCAUUAGAUGAUUUUAUUUUCUUCUUUCAAUUCUACCAGAAGCUCGAUUCUAUUUUUCAAGCUAUGUAAAAUGAGUGAAAUGAGUUUUGUUGAAAAAAGAAACAUUAACAGAAAAUUGCAUCUAAUGUACACGAACUAGUAAUAAACCACACCACAACCUUAUUAAGGAAACGGACAAUCGGACUUCACGCCUCUUGUACGCUGUACGCUACUUAGUUCCAACGAAUGCAAACCUACGCUGCUCCACUGCUCGCAUAAUAAUUCCAACUAU